Salvia splendens (bonfire salvia) is the source of this 1167-nucleotide messenger RNA. Its product is annotated as probable protein phosphatase 2C 58. Bases 134 to 985 code for a protein of 283 amino acids. The record is from RefSeq and is a predicted model, not a curated record. Gene Ontology annotation, biological process: protein dephosphorylation. Gene Ontology annotation, molecular function: protein serine/threonine phosphatase activity. NCBI's taxonomy places the organism in Eukaryota, Viridiplantae, Streptophyta, Magnoliopsida, Lamiales, Lamiaceae. The transcript is spliced from 5 exons.
AUUUCGGAACAGAAGCAUUAUAAAAAUCCAAUCUUUUUGUGCUUCUAUAAAUAAUCGAAUUCGAUAGUUUUCUGGGUUUCAUGAGUUUUAGAGUAGCUUCCAAAAUACAAGAUUUCUGGAGAAAGAGACAGCCAUGAUAGGUAGAGACCUCCUCCACAAGAUGAAGAAGGCGUGCUUUUCCUCUCCUCUGACUCCGGAUGCAAAGAAAGGCGGUGGCAAAUUCUCAAGACAAGUCACACAUGGCUCCUAUCUAAUGAAAGGAAAGUCGAAUCGUCCCAUGGAAGACUAUCUAGUCUCUGAACAGAAGAUGAUAGACGAGGACGCGUUGGGAUUGUUUGCUAUAUAUGACGGACACAUGGGGCAUGCUGUUGCAAACUACUUGCAACUGAACCUCUUCGACAAUAUUCUGAAGCAGGGUGAUUUCUGGACUGACAUCAAAAUCGCAAUAAAGAGUGCGUAUCAGAAGACAGAUAAAGAAAUAUUGGAGAAGUCCUUUGAAUUGGGCAAAGGAGGGUCGACAGCGGUAAAUGCAAUCUUGAUCAACGGACAGAAGCUCGUGGUUGCAAACGUGGGGGACUCCCGAGCUGUAAUCAGCAAGAAAGGCGUCGCUAAACAACUAUCUGUUGAUCACGACCCUACUAGGGAAAAGAAGAUGAUCGAGAGCAAGGGUGGAUUCGUGUCAAACCUGCCAGGCGACGUUCCUCGCGUAGAUGGCCAGCUGGCGGUGGCCAGAGCAUUUGGCGACAAGAGCUUGAAGAAACACGUGACCUCGGAGCCUGAUAUAGCAGUUCAGACCAUAGAUGAUGAUGUUGAGUUCUUAAUAUUAGCGAGCGAUGGAGUGUGGACCGUAAUGUCGAACCAGGACGCGGUCAACUCCAUCAAGGCGAUCAAGGAGCCACACGCAGCAGCGAAGCAUCUCGUUGAUGAGGCGCUGUCGAGGAAAAGCAGGGACGACAUCUCCUGCGUCGUCGUUAGGUUUCAAUAGUUUGAUUACAUAGGUUUUUCCCUUAGUUAGCUAGCUACUUAGGAUUUGAAUUUAAUUUGCUAGAAGCUGAAUGAUAUUUUUUUCUACUUGAGAAUCCCUUGAUUUUUGCAUGUUGAAUGACAUACUUUUGUAUACUACUAUAACAAAAUAUGUGAAUUUUAUAAUUGCAUAUUUAGAUAUUA